AUGGUCACCGCGACCAAGCUCAACCGCUCCAACACGCCGAAAAAGUCGGCCAACGGCGCGGGCUUUGCCAAGAAGCCUGCGAAGCCAAAUGCGAGCAUCCUCAACUUUUUCCAAAAGACCCCCAAACCCGAGGAUUCCUUGUUCGUCGGAUCGACCAUUGCCGCCCCGAAGGACGAUGAUCUCUACGGCGACGAUGACCAGCAUCGAUUCAACGAGUCGGACACUCCCGUCAAAAAGAGGAGAUUGAGCCAAGAUGAGGAUAGCGCUACCAAAAGCGAGGUCGUAGACGAUGCGCCUCCUCCGGCUGCGCCCGUCAAGAAAGAUGUCAAGGACCCUGCGAAGCCAAAGUCGAAGCUGAAUGCUCCUUUUAUCAUGGAGUCUGACAGCGAAGACGAUAGCGACGACGAUGCUGUGCCUGCGCCAGACGUACCGCGAGGGGAGUUUAAGAUCGAGACAAUCUUGAAGUCAUCAGGAAAACCAGAUGUCGAGCCCGUGGUCUCAGCUAUUCCGCCUACGCCUGACGCAAACCCGCCUCUGCAAAAACAAGACUCGACGUAUGCACAGUUCGAUGAGCUAGGCAGCUUUGAAGGUAUGGACGAUCUCGACUUGGACGACUUCGAAGGCGAAGAGAUUAGGGAAAUGAAAUUUAUGCGAGAACAGGCGCGACUCGAGGCCGAAGAGGCGGGGGUCAUGCUCAGUGAGGAAUUCGUCGACGACCUGCCGGAUGGUAAUGCGAUGGCGGAGAGCUGCCCUAUGUGCGACGGCAGCCUCGCUGGUUUGUCCACGGACGAUGCCACCCGCCACGUCAACGCAUGUCUAGAUGGGAACCCUACCCCUUUACCGAAGCGGUCACGAACCCCCCCUACCGAAGCACCUAAAGUCGAUUCUACAGAGAUGAGCAAGAGGUUCGCCCGUGCCGCUAUUCCUCGACCAGCGCAAUCCGAUCCCUUUUCACAUGGCAACAGUAGCAACGGCGCCAAGUCCGCAUUCUCGAAACUCAUGUCUGGCAACGCCGAGGACUCGGCAUGGGCAAACGCAGCCGCGGCCGAGAAUGCGUCGCGGGGCCGUCCCGCCUACGAGCGGACCUGCCCCUUUUACAAGAAUAUACCCAACUACAACAUCUGCGUCGAUGCUUUCCGGUACGGCGCCGUGCAAGGGUGCGAGGCCUACUUCCUAAGCCAUUUUCACAGCGACCAUUACAUUGGCCUCACUGCAAGCUGGAGGCAUGGUCCAAUAUACUGCAGCAGGGUCACGGGCAGCCUGGUCAAGCAGCAACUACGCACAGCCUCGAAAUGGGUCGUCGAGCUCGAGUUCGAGAAAACGUACCCAGUACCAGGGACCGGGGCCACCGUCACCAUGAUACCAGCAAACCACUGUCCCGGCAGCUCUCUGUUCCUCUUUCAGAAACCCAUGGGCAAUGGCCCCAAUCCUCGCAUGUCACGAAUCCUGCACUGCGGUGACUUCAGGGCCUGCCCAGACCAUGUCGGCCACCCGCUGCUGAAACCCGAUGUUGUCGACUCCAUCACCGGAAAGACGAAACAGCAGUCCAUCAAUACAUGCUACUUGGACACCACAUAUCUCAACCCCCGGUAUUCAUUUCCCCCGCAAGAGGACGUCAUCAAAGCGUGUGCGGACUUGUGCGCGUCCAUGUCGCCGGAUCCAAACUGCAAAGACGAUGUCUGGGAGCGGUCACAGCGAGAAAAUGGGGUCCAAGCAGUGAGCAAAUACUUUCAGAGUGACAAGGGGCCCGCAGCAAGUGAGUCGGCCGACAGUCGUGCUAGCCCCAAACAGCGCUUGCUGGUCGUAUGUGGGACAUACUCCAUUGGCAAAGAGCGGAUAUGUAUCGCGAUCGCCCAGGCGCUGGGCUCGAAGAUAUUCGCAACGCCCGGAAAGAUGAAGAUCUGUCAGCAGCUGGAUGACCCUGAGCUCUCAUCCCUCCUCACGUCAAAUCCAAUCGAAGCCCAAGUUCACAUGCAGUCGCUCAUGGAGAUCCGUGCCGAGACACUCAGCGACUACCUGACAAGCUACAAACCUCACUUUAGCCGCAUCGUUGGCUUUCGACCUAGCGGCUGGAAUUUUCGGCCGACAAAUGGAAAGGCAGUGGGGGCGAAUACCUCGCCCAGCAGCAUCCCGACCCAACAGAUCCUGCAUGGGAAGGGCUGGAGGACGCGGUUCGGGUACAAGGACUUUGUGGCGCAAAGGGGGAGCACAAAGGAGUCGAUGUGUUUUGGCGUUCCGUACUCUGAGCAUAGCAGCUUUCGCGAACUGGCCAUGUUCUUGAUGAGCUUGAGGAUAGAGAAGGUCAUUCCGACUGUCAACGUUGGCUCGGAGCAGUCCCGGAAGCGGAUGAGAGCAUGGAUCGACCGCUGGACAGCAGAGAGGAGGAGGGGCGGACUACUGAAACCGCUCAUCGAAGGCAAGGAUGACGAGGACAGCGCAGAGUUAUGGGAAGGCAAGUCGGGCAAAGGCGGAGGCGCUUGGUGGUAG
Purpureocillium lilacinum is the source of this 2487-nucleotide messenger RNA. RefSeq lists its product as uncharacterized. Gene Ontology annotation, molecular function: damaged DNA binding; 5'-3' DNA exonuclease activity. Gene Ontology annotation, biological process: double-strand break repair via nonhomologous end joining; interstrand cross-link repair. The record is from RefSeq and is a predicted model, not a curated record. NCBI's taxonomy places the organism in Eukaryota, Fungi, Ascomycota, Sordariomycetes, Hypocreales, Ophiocordycipitaceae.